AUGGAGGCUACUGGAAAUGUGACCACGGUAGCUACUGGGAAUGUGACCAAGGAGGCUACUGGGAAUGUGACCACGGAGGCUACAGGGGAUGUUAUCACGGAGGCUACUGGGAAUGUGACCACGGAGGCUACAUGGGAUGUGAUCACGGAGGCAACUGGGAAUGUGACCAUGGAGGCUACAGGGAAUGUGAUCACGAUGGAUAUUGGGAAUGUGACCACGGAGGCUACAGGGAAUGUAAUCACGGAGGCUACUGGGAAUGUGACCACGGAGGCUACAGGGAAUGUGAUCACGGAGGCUACAGGGAAUGUGACAACGGUGGCUACAGGGAAUGUGAUCACGGUGGAUACUGGGAAUGUGACCACGGAGGCUACAGGGAAUGUGACCACGGAGGCUAUAGGGAAUGUGACCACGGAGGCUACUGGGAAUGUGACCACGGAGGCUACAGGGAAUGUGAUCACGGUGGAUACUGGGAAUGCUACUGGGAAUGUGACCACGGUUGCUACAUGGAAUGUGAUCACGGUGGCUAUUGAGAAUGUGACCACGGAGACUACUGGGAAUGUGGCAACGGUGGUUACAGGGAAUGUGAUCACGGUGGCUAUUGAGAAUUUGACCACGGAGACUACUGGGAAUGUGAUCACGGAGGGUACAGGGAAUGUGAUCACGGCGGCUAUUGAGAAUGUGACCACGGAGACUACUGGGAAUGUGACAACGGUGGCUACAGGGAAUGUGAUCACGGAGGCUACAGGGAAUGUGAUCACGGUGGCUACUGGAAAUGUGACAACGGUGGCUACAGGGAAUGUGAACACGGUGGCUACUGAGAAUGUGACCACGGAGGCUACAGGGAAUGUGACCACGGAGGCUACAGGGAAUGUGGCCACGGAGGCUACUGGGAAUGUGACCACGGAGGCUACAGGGAAUGUGAUCACGGUGGAUACUGGGAAUGUGACCACGGUGGCUACAGGAAAUGUUAUCACGGAGGCUAAUGGGAAUGUGACAACGGUGGCUACAGGGAAUGUGAUCACGGUGGCUAUUGAGAAUGUGACCACGGAGACUACUGGGAAUGUGGCAACGGUGGCUACAGGGAAUGUGAUCACGGUGGCUAUUGAGAAUUCGACCACGGAGACUACUGGGAAUGUGAUCACGGAGGCUACAGGGAAUGUGAUCACGGUGGCUAUUGAGAAUGUGACCACGGAGGCUACUGGGAAUGUGACAACGGUGGCUACAGGGAAUGAAAUCACGGAGGCUACAGGGAAUGUGAUCACGGAGGCUACAGGGAAUGUGAUCACGGUGGCUAUUGAGAAUGUGACCACGGAGACUACUGGGAAUGUGACAACGGUGGCUACAGGGAAUUUGAUCACGGAGGGUACUGGGAAUGUGACCACGAAGGGUACUGGGAAUGUGAUCACGGAGGCUACUUGGAAUGUGACAACGGUGGCUACAGGGAAUGUGAUCACGGUGGCUACUGGAAAUGUGACCACGGAGUCUUCUGGGAAUGUGACCAAGGAGGCUACAGGGAAUGUGAUCACGGAUACUACUGAAAUUGUGUCCACGGAGGCUUCUGGGAGUAUGACCACGAAGGGUACUGGGAAUGUGACCACGAAGGGUACUGGGAAUGUGACCACGGUGGCUUCAGGGAAUGUGACAACGGUGGCUACUUGGAAUGUGACCACGGUGGCUAAUGGGAAUGUGACCACGGUGGCUACUGGGAAUGUGACCACGGUGGCUACCGGGGAUGUGACAACGGAAGCUACUGGGAAUGUGACCACGGAGAGCUACUCGGAAUGUGACAACGGAGUCUAUUCGGAAUGUGAUAAGUACAUAUACUUGUAUGACAUACGAAAGAAUAGCGAAAGUUGUCAACUUGACUAG
Mya arenaria is the source of this 1869-nucleotide messenger RNA. Its product is annotated as mesocentin-like. Lineage: Eukaryota; Metazoa; Mollusca; Bivalvia; Myida; Myidae. The record is from RefSeq and is a predicted model, not a curated record. The coding region runs from base 1 to 1869 and encodes 622 amino acids. Gene Ontology annotation, cellular component: plasma membrane. The transcript is spliced from 2 exons. Gene Ontology annotation, biological process: neuron projection development.